GGAACAACGUUGACAAUGCGCUAAAGCUUCGAAGUGUAAGAUCGGUCGCGAUAACUCCCCUUUAUUGUGCGAUGGCAAAUUCUUUAUCUGUGUGGAAGUACGAUGCCUUCCUGAGUUUCAGAGGGACAGAUGUUCGCAAAAAAUUCAUCAGCCAUCUCAACGAUGCUCUCACCGAGGAAGGAAUCAUAACCUUCCACGACGACAGAGACCUUGAGAGAGGCAAUCCAAUCUUGAAAGGACUCGAGGAAGCGAUGAAUCAGUCGAGAUUCGCAAUCGUCGUGGUUUCCGAGGACUACGCUACAUCUCAAUGGUGCUUGAGAGAGCUUGCGUUUAUGGUCGAGUUAGCUGAGAAGAAACGCUUCGACUUGAUCCCUAUAUUCUAUGAAAUCGAUCCUUCAGCCUUGAAGAGCCGAACCGGUUGUUUUACCAAAGCUUUUGAGGAUCAUGAGCAGAGGUUUGAUGCUGAGACGGUGACAAAGUGGAGAAAGGCUGUGGCUAUAGUUGCAAACAUAUCUGGCUGGGAUUCCAAAACCAGGAUCGAUGACUCAAAGCUUAUACAGGAAGUUGUUGGAGAUCUUUGUGAGAGGUUAUACUCAGUCUCAGAGCCAUCAGACGAAACAAGUGAAUUUGUAGGGAUGAGUCUCCAUAAGAAACGCAUAGAAUCUCUUUUAUCAAAGGACGACGACUCUGAUGAUGUCGAUGUCAAAAUGGUAGGAGUCUGGGGUAUGGGGGGCAGAGGGAAAACAACCAUCGCUAAAUGUGUCUACGAAUCCCUCUCGACUCAUUUUCCCAGUCGUUGCUUUCUCGGAAACGUGAAAGAUGAUUUCCAUAAACAUGGUGAAUCAUCAUCAUCAUCAUCAUCCCAUCUGCGGAAGCAAAUCAUGUCUGAAAUUUUCCCCAAAAGCCCCCUGAAUGCACGGUGCGUCAGCCCCGAGGCAAUGAAGCGGAGGCUACGCGGCAAGAAGGUUCUUCUCAUCCUCGAUGAUGUUGACGACAUUCAGCAACUCAAAGAAUUGGCUGGAGACUGCAAGUGGUUUGGACCAGGAAGCAGGAUCAUUAUAACCACGCGAGACAAGCGUGUGUUAGAUGAGCACUCUGUGAAACACAUUUACGAAGUGAAGCCUCUUAGGACCACACAAGCGCUUCAGCUUUUCAGCAAGCAUGCCUUCAAAACGAGUCGUCCACAAGCAGAGUUCAGACGACUCUGUUUAGAUAUUGUGGAGCAGCUUUGCGGUCUUCCUUUAGCGCUUCGGGUCAUUGGUGCGUCUCUGCAUGGUCGGAAUACAUCAUUUUGGGAAGAUAAGCUGUGUAUACUGAGAAACAGUCUUGAUAAAUCUAUAUCAACGCCGUUAAAAGUAAGUUAUGAUGCACUGGAUGAGCAUGAAAAGACUGUGUUUCUUUAUGUUGCUGGUUGCUUCAACGGGGAAUAUAUGGAUCGAGCGAUUAUGGUACUAGAUCCCUUUGUGAUCAGAUCCAAACCGAGGUUGGUGACUCUGAUGGAGAAGUCUCUGAUUAGUAUGUCCAACAAUACGAGGCUAUGGGUUCAUGAUUUACUUCAAGACAUGGCUAAGGAUAUCACUUGUGAAGGAAAAAUGAAGAAGCGUAAGAUGAUGUGGAACUUUUUGGAUAUCAAAGGGUUGUUCACUGAAACUAUGGCUGGGGGGAAUAAAGACAUUGAGGUUGAAAGUAUAUUGCUCAACAUGGCUGAAGAAACAGGGUUUUGCGUUCACCCCGAAACGUUUAAGAGGAUGCGCGAACUCAAGUUUCUUAAAAUUCAUAGUAAUUUAACUGCUGCGGGGAGCAAAGUGUGUAUCGUCAAGGACGACGGUUUUGACUACCUCCCUCCACUAAGAUAUCUUCACUGGGAGGCUUACACUUUAAAGUCACUGCCUGCAAAGUUUGAGACUAACGUUCUAGUUGAGCUAAACCUCCCUGAUAGCUCAGUUGAAACACUAUGGAGCGGAAGUCAGGACCUUGGAAGUCUAAGACACAUGAACCUUAACAGAUGCAGGAAUCUGACUGAACUUCCAGACCUUUCAAAGGCAAGGAAUCUCGAGUGCUUGUGCCUUUGUGAUUGCGAAAGCUUGGUUGAGCUUCCCUCUUCUCUUGGUCAUCUUGAUAAGUUAGUUAAGCUGUCCAUGCUAAACUGCAAGAAACUCAAGAGUCUCCCAUGUAACAUCAAGUUGAAGUCUCUCAAAACUCUUUCUCUAGACGGAUGCAUCAAUAUAGAAGAAUUCCCAUUUGUUUCCGACGUUAUUGAAGAGUUGGGACUGCGCUGCACAUCAGUUGAACUAGUGCCAAAUUCGAUCAGCCGUCUCUCGAAGCUCACGGAGCUUCGGUUGUCACAUUGCAAGAGACUGAAGAAUCUCCCUGACACCUUCGGGAAUUUGACUUCACUCAAGCAUCUCACGCUGACUUGCUGUCCCAACAUCACAGUGUUUCCAAUGCUUGGCAAUGGAGUAGAAACUGUGUCCUUGAACGGAACACUGAUCGAGGAAGUUCCCUCAUGGAUAGGGGAUAAGGUGAAUCUGACGUGUCUUGACAUGUCAGAGUGCAAGAAGCUCCAUAACCUGCCUCACUCGCUGAGAAACCUGAAAAACCUGAAGCUGCUUUAUCUCCGUGGAUGCAUUAGUAUUACUGAGAUCCCACAGGUCGCAGGGGAAAUGAGAAGAUUGGAUUUACAUGGGACGUCGAUAGAGAAAUAUGGAGUUCUCUCUGAAGAGGAAGCACUUGUGUUGCACAAUCGUGAUAUGGAGUUCUUGAAAGGUUUUCUCACUCGCUAUGUCCGGAUGUACAAGAGAAACCGCAACUCUAGAUAGUAUAUGACUUCUCGUCGACUCGGAUUUGCACUCUUAAGGUUUCAAGAAGACUAAGUUGGUUAAAGAAGACGGACGGUUAAAUAAAGAAAACAUGAUACAAGAAUUCUUGUUAAAGAGAGAAGAAGAAGCACGUUUCACCAUUUCCUAAGUUGUAGGGGAUGGAUUCCCACAUUCUCGUUUCUCCUUGUUUCAUAGUUUGUUUGUAGGAUUGGCAAAGGAACCCUUUUAUUUCCUUUUGUAUUUAAAGAUCUUAAUGGGAAGAGAAUAGGCAGAUUGCAUA
Brassica oleracea var. oleracea is the source of this 3099-nucleotide messenger RNA. RefSeq names its product protein SUPPRESSOR OF npr1-1, CONSTITUTIVE 1-like. Bases 72 to 2819 code for a protein of 915 amino acids. Gene Ontology annotation, molecular function: ADP binding. Gene Ontology annotation, biological process: defense response; signal transduction. NCBI's taxonomy places the organism in Eukaryota, Viridiplantae, Streptophyta, Magnoliopsida, Brassicales, Brassicaceae. The record is from RefSeq and is a predicted model, not a curated record. The transcript is spliced from 2 exons.